This is a messenger RNA of Daldinia vernicosa, 1499 nucleotides long. RefSeq lists its product as uncharacterized. The transcript has 4 exons. Gene Ontology annotation, cellular component: chromosome. Gene Ontology annotation, molecular function: chromatin insulator sequence binding. Lineage: Eukaryota; Fungi; Ascomycota; Sordariomycetes; Xylariales; Hypoxylaceae. Bases 402 to 1121 code for a protein of 239 amino acids. Gene Ontology annotation, biological process: regulation of transcription by RNA polymerase II. The record is from RefSeq and is a predicted model, not a curated record.
GUCAGAAUGUACGUAGCCAUACGUACCUAUGUAGGGAUAUCCCUUUCACCUCUUAUACAUAGAGACUCUAUACAUAUGUCUUCCCGGUCGUUUGCUUUUUUCUUAGCUGUUUACCUCUGUUGAACAAAGACCAAAUAAUGGUAUGUGCGAAGCUCAUCAGCGUAUCGUAAUAUCCGUAUCAACUUUCCUAAUAUUCCAUUCCUAAUUUCCGUAGUAAGGCAGGACUCCUACUGCUUUUUAACCCCUAGACAGGCAGAGGAUAUGUUGUUUCUACAUACGGUAGUCCAUAGCUUAAUCCGUUUGCAAUCCAUCAACUUGCUCGCUGCGCUUGUUGUCUAGUUAACUCGCUCUCAUAAUUCUCUCCCUUAUUCUGUGUUGUUCUUUGGUAUGAGAUAACGACAAUGGCUUGGAAAUGCCGGGACUGUAAUAGAACCUUCGCUCAAUAUCGCGCUCGGGAGCAACACCUCGACGCAUUAGACCACCGCCCUCUUAACUUCGAGUGUCACUGCUGCUACAAUGUCUCGAGUAGCGAGGAAACCCGCCGGGAUCACGAAACCGAGGACCAUUUCUACUGCCAUGAGUGCGACAGGCAGUUCCAAAACUCCAAUAACAUCAAGAUGCAUCUUAAUUCCCGUAUUCACCGAAAGGGUAGGAUCGCAUGCCCUUUCUGCAAAACCAACUACGCCACAGCGACGGGCCUCGCGCACCACCUUGAAGGCGGCCACUGCCCUCAGGCUUCGUUCCUAAACCGCGAUGAGAUAUUCCGGGCAGUGCGGGCUAAGGACCCCACCGGAAUCCUUUCGAAGAAGCUCAUCGGCUGGCACGGUUCCUCCACGUACGAGGCCUCAGACCAGACGUGGAACGGCCAUGCCUUCGAGUGUUACUUCUGCCACCGCGAUUUCGUGAAUAUCCACGCCUUGAACCAGCAUUUAAACUCGCCUGCCCACCAGCAGGCAUUGUACCACUGCCCGAACCGUAAUGCUUGCGGCCGCGAUUUUAAAUCUCUAGCCGCCGUUAUGAACCACCUUGAGAGCGAAAGCUGCGCCUUUACACGUUUCGAGAACGUGCAGAGAGCUGCCAUCAACCUUAUCAGCGGGGACCGACGCCUCACGUUUGGCUAAACGCCAUGCCGUGAUGUUGAUGAUGGCUUUCGUCAUGGGAUGUUUUACUAUCCCGCCUCCUCGUCAUAGGUAGAUUCGACACAGGUUUCGCGUAACUUUGCAACCCUUCUUUCAUACCAUCGUCUAUCUGGGUUAUAUGCGUGAUUACAUAUCGAAACAGAGUCGGCAGAUCAACUCGCAAGAUUUUGAUAUCUUAAGGAGUCUGCAGCUACUUAUCCGCAUAUGCAAACGCUCCACUCGGCUUAGCACGGCUCUUCUUCAAGGACUGAAGGAACACGGGAGGAGUCUUACCCCGGAGAGGCCAGCUAGGACUCGGAGCUGUCAUGUAUAUGUGGUGUAAGGUACAGUACCUAGUUAAUAAAAACACUUGAGUAACUU